Molecule: messenger RNA, 2274 nt
Organism: Gastrolobium bilobum
Lineage: Eukaryota; Viridiplantae; Streptophyta; Magnoliopsida; Fabales; Fabaceae
Product: CSC1-like protein At4g02900
Exons: 11
Coding region: 1-2274 (757 amino acids)
Cellular component (GO): plasma membrane
Molecular function (GO): calcium-activated cation channel activity
Source: RefSeq, a predicted model, not a curated record
AUGGCCACUGUAGCGGAUAUUUGUGUUUCGGCAGCCAUCAAUCUAUUGUCUGCGUUGGCGUUCCUGGUGGCAUUUGCAAUAUUGCGACUUCAGCCCCUUAACGAUCGAGUCUACUUCCCAAAAUGGUAUCUGAAGGGAAUAAGAAGCAGCCCAACAAGUUCCAGAUCAUUUGUAAAGAAAUUUGUUAACCUGGACUGUGGAACCUACAUCAGGUUUCUGAACUGGAUGCCUGCAGCAUUGCAUAUGCCAGAACCUGAGCUUAUUGAUCAUGCAGGGCUUGACUCAGCCGUGUAUAUUCGGAUUUAUAGUCUUGGCAUGAAGAUAUUUGCCCCAAUUACCAUACUUUCUUUUAUGGUUUUGGUUCCCGUUAACUGGACCGGAAAAACAUUGGAAGCACCGGGAGCCAAGGAUUUGACAUUUAGCAACAUUGACAAGCUUUCAAUAUCAAACAUCCCAUUUGGAUCAAAUAGGUUUUGGGCGCAUAUUGUUAUGUCAUAUGUCUUCUCAUCUUGGACAUGCUAUAGUCUUUAUAAGGAAUACAAGAAUAUAGCAGGAAUGAGAUUGCGAUUUUUGGCAUCUGAACGUCGUCGGGCAGAUCAAUUUACUGUCCUGGUGAGAAAUGUUCCCCCAGAUCCCGAUGAAUCAGUCAGUGAGCAUAUUGAACAUUUUUUUUGCGUCAAUCAUCCUGAUCACUAUCUGAUGCAUGAGGUUGUUUAUAAUGCGAACAAGCUUGCAUCAAUAGUUGCAAAGAAGAAGAAAUUGCUAAACUGGUAUGUUUACUACCAAAACAAAUAUGAAAGAGAUCCUUCAAAGAGGCCAACUACUCGGACAGGUUUUAUGGGUCUCUUGGGGAGUAAAGUUGAUGCUAUUGAUUAUUAUAUUGCAGCAAUUGAUCAGUUGAGCGAGCAGGAAGCGGAAGAAAGAGAAAUUGUUACAAAGGAUCCCAAAGCUGUUAUUCCUGCAGCAUUUGUUUCAUUCAAAACCCGAUGGGGGGCUGCUGUGUGCGCUCAAACUCAACAAACUAGUGAUCCUACCAUUUGGCUGACAGAAUGGGCUCCUGAACCUCGGGAUGUCUAUUGGGAAAAUCUUGCGAUUCCAUAUUUUGACCUCAAUAUUCGAAAAUUGCUCAUGACUGUUUCUUUAUUUUUCCUUACUUUCUUCUUUAUGAUACCAAUAGCAUUGGUUCAAUCUCUAGCCAACAUUGAGGCGAUUGAGAAGGUCCUUCCUUUCUUGAAGCCAAUAAUUGAAAAGCCAUCUGCCAAGUCUGUUAUUCAAGGAUUUCUGCCAGGGCUAGCAUUAAAGAUUUUUCUUAUAAUGCUUCCAAAAAUUCUCAUGACGAUGUCCAAAAUAGAAGGUUUUUCAUCGCUUUCAGCUUUGGAACGGAGGUCAGCUUCCAAAUAUUACUUGUUUGUUCUCGUCAAUGUGUUCCUUGGGAGUGUUAUAACAGGAACAGCAUUUCAGCAACUUCAGCAGUUUAUUGAUCAACCCUCUACAGAGUUCACAAAAACUGUUGGCAGUACAAUCCCCAUGAAAGCCACAUUCUUCAUCACAUACAUAAUGAUCGACGGUUGGGCUGGAGUAGCUGCAGAGAUCCUUAGGUUAUCUCCGUUAAUUAUGUUCCACCUGAAAAACACAUUCUUGGUGAAGACGGAGCAAGACAGACAGAAUGCUAUGGAUCCUGGUAGCUUGGAAUUUGCUACAUCUGAACCUCGCAUCCAGUUAUAUUUCAUGUUGGGGCAUGUGUAUUCUCCUGUCACACCUUUUCUUCUCCCCUUCAUUGUAGUCUUCUUUGCUUUUUCCUAUAUGGUCUUUCGGCAUCAGAUUAUCAAUGUGUAUAACCAGCAAUACGAGAGUGGAGCAUCGUUUUGGCCAGAUAUCCACCGUCGAGUAAUUAUCGGCUUGAUUAUAUCUCAAAUUCUCUUGAUGGGAUUGCUAAGUACAAGAGGUGCAGAUAAGUCCACGCUAUGUCUUAUUGCACAACCAGUCUUGACAAUCUGGUUCUACAUAUAUUGCAAAGGCCGCUUCGAAUCUGCAUUCGUAAAGUUCCCCCUAGAGGAUGCCAUGGUGAAGGAUACACUUGAACGGGCUGUUGAACCAAACCUGAACCUGAGAGUUUAUCUUCAGGAUGCUUACUUACACCCAGUUUUUAAGGGCGAUGAGUUUGAAAAACCAGUGAUCAUUGAUGAUGAAGAGGAAAAUCCACUUAUUCAGACAAAGAGAACUUCUCGUCGGAGUAGCAAGCCAGAAUCUGAUAAUGAAGCCGGCAGUUGCUAA